GCAGAACAGAAUACUAGUUUUCUUUUUACCCCGCAGUAACCCCCCCAUUAUCGGAUAUAUCCCAUACUACCAGUAUAAAUACCCCUCCAUCUCCCUUUCCCCUGUUCCCCUCCAUCCCACACCAACACCUCCCUCACACACACAUUACUACAGACCCUGAUAAAAGAAAUACUCAGUGUUCCCCCUCCGAAGAACCUUCACCACAUUCACCCGCAAAAUGGCCCCUAUUGAACGUAUCACCCUCUUCAAGAUCCCCAAUGACGCGGACCGCGAUCGCGUCCUAGAGCAGUAUAAGGUUCUGGCUAAGACGGCUGUUAAAGACGGAAAACCCUACAUCCUCAGCUCGGCCGCGGGAGCCUCCAUCCCCGAUGAGCGCAACCAGGGCUGGAAUCUGUCUGUGAAGACGACGUUCGCGUCCCUGGAGGAUAUGGUCUACUAUGAUGAGCAGUGUGAGGCGCAUAAGGCGUUGAAGGCGGUUGUGGGACCUGUUCGGACGGAUAAGUUGACGACGUUCUUUGAGAGUGUGUUGUAGAUAUUUUUUUUAUUUUUUCUCUUUCUUAUUUCUACUGCAAUGUUAUGGUUUUAUGGUAUAGAUGAUAAUGGUCAAUGGUUUGAUUCAUGGUAUACAUCUAUUGGUUUCAUGCUACUACUUCACAUUUAGUUCUGUUCGGCACAUAAAACAAUAAUGUCAUCAUGUCACAGUGGUGAGAGGGAAAAGGGUCAGUUCGGUAUGUGUCAUGAGUGCCAGGUCGCUGCCGCUGCUGAUAA
Aspergillus vadensis CBS 113365 is the source of this 768-nucleotide messenger RNA. RefSeq names its product Dabb family protein. The transcript is spliced from 2 exons. Lineage: Eukaryota; Fungi; Ascomycota; Eurotiomycetes; Eurotiales; Aspergillaceae. The record is from RefSeq and is a predicted model, not a curated record. The coding region runs from base 218 to 532 and encodes 104 amino acids.